Clarias gariepinus (North African catfish) is the source of this 1066-nucleotide messenger RNA. RefSeq lists its product as uncharacterized. Gene Ontology annotation, molecular function: oxidoreductase activity. The transcript is spliced from 8 exons. Lineage: Eukaryota; Metazoa; Chordata; Actinopteri; Siluriformes; Clariidae. Bases 55 to 912 code for a protein of 285 amino acids. The record is from RefSeq and is a predicted model, not a curated record.
UAGGAUUGCACGGUAUGAACUGUGAACGAAGGAAAACCGGUUUGUGUUUCCCCGAUGCAGCACUUCCCAGACGUUAAGCUUUCCAACGGGUUGAAAAUCCCAAUCCUAGGUUUAGGAACGUCGUACCAUGGUGGCUACUCCCACAACGCAGUCGUCUAUGCUCUCCAGGAGUGUGGCAUCAGGCACAUAGACACGGCGAAAAGAUACGGCUGUGAAGAAGCCCUGUCCAAGUCUAUAGCGGAGAGCCGAGUCCCACGGGACGACCUCUGGAUCACCUCCAAGCUCUGGCCUGGGGAUUAUGGGUAUCAGAGCACCAUGGAGGCCUGUCGAGCCUCGUGUGCCAGACUCGGUGUUGAGUAUUUAGAUCUGUAUCUGAUGCACUGGCCUGACUGCAAUUUUCUGGGCCGCUCCAACAGGGACGUCCGGGCCGAGACGUGGAGAGCGCUGGAGGAGAUGUACGACGAAGGAUUGUGCCGUUCGAUCGGCGUGAGCAACUUCCUGAUCAGACAUCUUGAGGAACUGAAGGAUAACUGUGGUGUGACGCCUCAAGUUAAUCAGGUGGAAUUUCAUCCGUUUCAGCAACCUUGGCAGUUGGUGGAGUUUUGCCGCAAAGAGGGCAUAGCGUUUGAAGGUUACUGCCCCCUAGCGAAGGGCCAAGCGCUCGACCAUCCGGGCAUCGUUGAUCUGGCGCAGAAGUAUGGUUGCAGCCCUUCACAGAUCUGCAUCCGCUGGAGCAUUCAGAAUGGAAUCAUCACCAUCCCAAAGUCCACCAAAGCAGAGAGGAUUUUUGAAAACUGCCAAGUGUUUGGGUUCCAGCUGGACGACAAUGACAUGGCCGCCAUGCACGCCUUGCAUGAUGGGAGGCACGUGAGCUGGGACCCAACCCAUGUAGCGUUUUUGGGUUCACGCUGACCGAAGAGGACAUGGAACGUCUCCAGAGAUUACACACAGAUGAUAAACUCAUUCACCUCAGCUACCCGCUAUGGAACGGAUAAUCAGAACACACCAGAGGCUCUUUUUUUUUUUUUUAAAGAUAUCCUCUACACUGUGAAUAUCACUCAAAAAU